AUGAGUUCCUUAUUAACAGCCAUCACUAUCAAUCCGGCCGAACGUCGGAGGACACAAAACCGGGUUUCAAAACGAAAAUCACGAGCCAAGGAAAAGCAUGCAGCCGCUGGUGACCAAGGCGCAUCCUCACCGGGCGCAGCACCUGCGCCGCAGCUACCCACAACGGACCUCACAUACGCAUCAGUCGUUGCCGAUCCGUACGUGUCAUGGGAGACUCCGCCCGAUGAACCAACACCAGAUCUCCACAACGCAACGUCACUAUUCUCCGCGUUGGAUGUUGGUCCAUCGGUCUGGCACAGCCCAUUUCCGUCCCAGGGUCCCCCAGACGACCAUUCGAACAUGUUUUCGCCUGGUAUCUCAGAGGCCUUGACACCGGGGAGCUUUGUCAAGCCGUGGACGAUGGACACGAACACGGAGAUCACGACCUCGUCAGGGCGACUGGAUGAGCUACCAGAUAUUACUUUGGAGGACGAUAUGUCACAAGUGGACGGCUGCAACCCGAUGCCGGGAACACCGCUGCACAUUGCUGCGGCUCUUGGUCACAUUAAGGUUGCCAGAACACUUAUUGCCCACGGGGCGGAUAUAAACGGCAUCGAUAGCGCAGGGCUCUCCCCGAUACACUACGCGACGCGCAGCAACCACUGCGCCAUGGUCGUGAAGCUGCUGGAGCAUGGAGCUGAUGUUCAUUCAAUGGAUUCCGAAGGUUGCACGCCUCUUUACAGAGCGGCUCAAAGUGGAAAUAACGAACUGGUUGAACACCUCCUACAGUAUGGGGCACGGCUUUAUUGAUAUUACGAAGGGGCGUCUUGCUAAGUUGACCUGAAGCUGCGCCA
Messenger RNA from Ilyonectria robusta, 833 nucleotides. RefSeq names its product ankyrin repeat-containing domain protein. Bases 1 to 789 code for a protein of 262 amino acids. The transcript has 4 exons. Gene Ontology annotation, cellular component: nucleus; cytoplasm. Gene Ontology annotation, molecular function: protein binding. The record is from RefSeq and is a predicted model, not a curated record. Lineage: Eukaryota; Fungi; Ascomycota; Sordariomycetes; Hypocreales; Nectriaceae.